CCCCCCCCCCCCCGAAUGACUGACUGGUGAAGGCCUGGCCAAUCGGCGCUGGGCCGCUGCUAAUGUGGCUAAAGUUAGCUUGGUGAGCUAACGAUCCGCUGCUUUAUUCGUAGGUGUUCAGUCUGACAGACUAAAAUGUUUGGUUCAUCGAGAUCUGGAGGGACCCGAGGAGGCCAGGACCAGUUCAACUGGGAUGACGUAAAAGUCGAUAAACACAGAGAAAAUUAUCUCGGAAACUCUUUGAUGGCUCCAGUAGGACGAUGGCAAAAAGGCAAAGAUUUGACAUGGUAUUCAAAAGACAAAAAGGGCAGUGCACCUUUGUCCAAAGCGGAGGAACUUGCUGCUGUCAAGGUUGCAGAGCAUGAGGCACUGAUGGCUGCCCUAGGGCACAAGAAUAUAAAGAGGCAACCUACUGGCCUGACCAAAGAGGACCUUGCAGAUAUUUGUAGGAGGGAAGAAGCUGAUGGUGAAGAGAGAAAUGUAGACCGUGUCUCAGGCUUGGGAACCUCAAGUGCAGGAUCAAGGAAAAUUCUGCUGUCCCAAAAAGAAAAGGAGGCUGCUAAGAUAGGUUUGCCAGUUUUUACACACCACAGGACAGAAGGUCAUCCAGUAACCUCAACAAAAACAUCUGAGAGUGUAGGAAAAGAAGAGAUGGAACAACAGUAUGAGAGCAAAAAGAAAAAGAAAGACAAAAAGAGCAAGAAGGACAAAAAGAAGAAGGAGAAAAGGAAGAAAAGGGAAAGAAGAGAUUCAUCCUCCUCAGAUUCAGAUGGCAACAGAAAGAGGCACAGAAAGGACCACCAUCAUCAUAAUCCAUCAUACCACAGUCAGAGUGGAGCCAGAUCCCAUGACAGCCAUUCAAGGGUGGGAGCAAAAGCUGAGCGUCAGCCUUUCUGCCCCCAUCAGCGACAGCAUCGGCAUGACACAGACUCCUCAGAUGGGGGGUCUCCUGUCCCCCGUAACCCUGCCAGCCACAAGACGGCCCCUGCUGGUGCCACACAAAGCCACAGGCGGCGCCACGACACAGACUCAGAUGACUAAUGUCUUCCCCAGCCCCCCAAUUCAAAGAUGACUUAUGUGGACAGAAGACGACGACUUCAUUUGCCCUGGACCGUCAAACGGCCUGUGGAUGGAAACCGGUCCUUGUGUUUGACUAACAUGAUUUGGCCUCAUGUUUUAACUUCUUUCCCCAGUAAGUUGUUCAGCUAGUCAUGGCAGUUUUUUUUAAAAAUAUAUUUAGUUAUACCACAAAUGUCUUUUUUUUUUUUUAUAGAUUUUGUUUUUAUUUUACUAGAGAAAAUACCAUGCAAGAAAAAAUAUUAUGCAAAGCAGAUGAAAUUACCUUUUUAUUCCUAUAUCUUGCCCCAGUGGCUGUCACUGCUCAGGAUAUUUUAGAAAAUUAUGUUUAACUCAGAACUUGUUUCUGUUAAAACAUUAAUCGUGUGCUGUGCUUUUUUUUUUUUCCCCUGGACAUUUCUUACCUGACACUCAGUGUUUACCACUGCUUAAGAAAGUAAAACAUUUCAAAAAAGUGA
Monopterus albus (swamp eel) is the source of this 1535-nucleotide messenger RNA. RefSeq names its product chromosome unknown C1orf35 homolog (gene cunh1orf35). The record is from RefSeq and is a predicted model, not a curated record. The transcript is spliced from 8 exons. The coding region runs from base 136 to 1041 and encodes 301 amino acids. Lineage: Eukaryota; Metazoa; Chordata; Actinopteri; Synbranchiformes; Synbranchidae.